Messenger RNA from Eucalyptus grandis, 2406 nucleotides. RefSeq lists its product as uncharacterized. The record is from RefSeq and is a predicted model, not a curated record. The transcript has a single exon. Bases 264 to 1985 code for a protein of 573 amino acids. Lineage: Eukaryota; Viridiplantae; Streptophyta; Magnoliopsida; Myrtales; Myrtaceae. Gene Ontology annotation, cellular component: Golgi apparatus.
AAAAAAGAGCCUUUCGACACCCCAACGCCCACCACCGACACCAAGGUAAGCUCAAGCUCACUGAACAGGAAUCCUGAAAGCCCAAGAUUUGUAGAAACCUCCAUCUCUAUCUCCAUUUCUGCAACAACUCAAGCUCGACUGCAAGCGCAAAACCCUUCUCCAAGCUCUCAUCUUUUCACUGCCAUUCCGUCUCUCUCGCUCUCUCCGCUUCUGGGUCUCGGCCGCCCGCCGCAAAAGAGGGCGAGAAACGCAGCCGCCCCGCAAUGAAAGAUCCAGAUCCGGGAGCCGAGCCCGUCGCCCAGAACCUCAUCAAGCUCAUCAGCAAUGUCUGCUUCUCCGUCUUCGUCUUCUCCGUCCUGAUCGUCACCGUCGUCGCCAUCACCUACCAGCCCCCGGACCCGUGGCUCGAGUCCGCCCCCGCCCUCACCAGGCUGUUCACGCAGACCGAGAAUGCCACCUUCAAGAACGACGACUCCGUCCUCAAGACCGGCGAGGACUUGCCCCUCCUCGCCCCCGCGGUCACCCCGACUCCCGCGCCGAUCCCAAUCGCGAUCGCCGCGCCGCCGCCGACGGAGAUCGAGAGGGCCGGAGCGGCGACGGCGAAUUCGACCGCCGAGGCCGAGGCCGAGCCGGUGCCCGAGCCCUCGUGCGAUGAGGCGGCCCUGUUGCCCGUCAACUGUUCGGAUCCCCGCGUUCUGGUCGCCGUCAAGAGGUUCAAUGCGAGAGCCUUUAGGUCUAUCGUGUUCCUGGGUUAUCAGACUCCGGUCAACGGUUCGAAAGCCGACGAGUGCGACGUGAUGUGGAGGUUCAGGAACAGGAGGGAGAAAUCUUGGAGGAAGUACAGGGACUUUAGGAGGUUCAAGAUUGGCAUUGGAGAGGACUGCACUUACAAGGUGGCGCAUCCGGGCGCUUGGCAUUCGGGCGUCAAUGCGCGGCCGGCGAAGAGCCGCAGAUCCAACGCCACUAGGAGCGGCAAGAAACCGAAAGUUCCGGCUCCUUCCGUUAGGGACGACGAGAUCAAUGACACUAUACCGACUCUGGGAUCCAAUACGAGUUUCAGGAAGGGGAGAUACUUGUACUACUCUCGCGGAGCGGAUCACUGUAAAGGGAUGAAUCAUUACUUGUGGAGCUUCCUCUGCGGGCUGGGCGAGGCGAUGUACCUCAAUCGCACUUUCGUGAUGGAUCUCAAGAUCUGCCUGGCGGCCACAUACAACCCGAGUAAAAAAGAUGAGGAAGGGAAGGAUUUCCGGUUCUAUUUCGACUUCGAGCAUCUCAAGGAGUCGGCGUCGAUCGUGGAGGAAGGCGAGUUUUGGAGGGAUUGGAAGAAAUGGGACGAGACUCACAAGAAAAAGGUUCCGGUUAAGAAGGUCGGGACUCACAAAGUCACGCCGAUGCAGCUCAAGAAAGAUAAAAGCACGAUCAUAUGGCGGCAGUUCAAUGCUCCGGAGGAGACGGAGAAUUACUGGUACAGGGUCUGCGAAGCGCAGGCCGCGAAUUACAUCCACAGGCCGUGGCAAGCGAUCUGGAAGUCGAAGAGACUGAUGAACAUCGUCACGGAGAUCAGCGGAAGAAUGGACUGGGAUUUCGAUGUGGUCCAUGUGGUUCGGGGGGAGAAGGCACAAAAUAAGGCCCUCUGGCCUCACUUGGAUUCCGAUACAUCCCCCGAAGCUAUUCUUGCUAAGCUUCGGGAGGUGAUCCAUCCGUGGAGAAAUCUGUACGUGGCAACGAAUGAGCCCUUCUACAACUACUUCGACAAAUUGAGGUCUCAAUACAAGGUGCAUCUGCUGGAUGAUUAUAGGGAGUUGUGGGGCAAUACGAGCGAGUGGUACAAUGAGACAAGGCUUCUUAACAAUGGGAAUCCGGUCGAAUUCGAUGGUUAUAUGAGGGUGGCGGUGGACACUGAGGUACUAUACCGGGCAAAAACGAGAGUCGAAACUUUCUACAAUCUAACAAAAGAUUGCAAGAAUGGAAUCAAUACAUGCUGAAGCUGAGCAUAAUUUGAUGUUCUCAUAUCAUUUCUUCCACACAUUGAUCUGUGGCUAUGGAAAUUUGUGAAAUUUGGUGUAUGGGACGGGGUUCUUUAGGAAAUUCGUUGCCUAGUCAUUACAGGUCAGUUCUUUCAUUGCGUUGAUGUCCUGCAAUUUGAUGAGCAAGCCAAUUCAUAUUUGUAACAUAGUCUAUUUUCAUUAUAGUCUUCAUCAUGGUCGUUGCAUCAACAGAUGGCACUGCAAUUAUCCUCUUUACUCUCUCUAUAAUCUCCAUGAAUUUUGUAACGGAAAUUUGUGGGAGAAUUCAGAUAGCAGUUUAGAGGCCAACUGCUAAAUGAAUGUAGUGCGUUAAAAAGCAUGUGUGAGAUUUGUUUGACUGACUUUUAAACCUUUUUACAAGUGGGAGGCCUCAAUUACA